UUUAUGACAACACGUCAACAAAAGUAGUUUACAACAACUUGUCAAAUAAUAAAGUAGGACUAAACGCUUUGUUUAAAUUUUUAAUGUAGAUUUCACCUAUAUAAGCAGACCUACCGGAAAAAGUUAUUAUCUAUAAUGGUUUACAUAGACAGAGAUGGACGUGUCCUUAACCAUCGGCCUUGGAAUUUGGCUCGAAUUUUAGGCAUUUUCACUGGAAUAUGGUUUACCAUAUUGUGCUUCAUAAAAACUAUACUUGCACCAUUUACAAAUGAAAACAGAAGUAAUAAUGGUAGACAAGGCGGUGGCUGGAGUUCUGGUGGAGGAGGCGGUGGUGGAGGGGGUGGUGGUGGUGGUAGUAGCGGAAGAGGUGGUGGUAAUGGCUGGGGUUCAGGAUAUGGUGGUGGAAACAAUAGUAGGGGCAAUGGUGGGUUAAGACCAAAUAGAAAUAUUGGUCGUAUAACAAAUUCUAUGGAUUGCAAUAUACCUGGCGGUGGAUGUGGAUGUGGAUAAUUGUAAUUUAAAUAAAAGCCGGAAAUAGAUAAGAGUAGCACUCAUAAACCCUUAAAAUUUUUCCCACUGCCGAAAUUAAAUGUGAUAAUUUAUUUCUGCAUAUUAAUUUGCUACUAUUAUAUGUUACUUUUAAACUUAUAAUUACAAGCAGUACCUUUAAAAAAGGUGAAAAUUCUUUUGAAAUAAAUCCCU
Teleopsis dalmanni is the source of this 702-nucleotide messenger RNA. Its product is annotated as glycine-rich selenoprotein-like. The record is from RefSeq and is a predicted model, not a curated record. The transcript is spliced from 3 exons. Lineage: Eukaryota; Metazoa; Arthropoda; Insecta; Diptera; Diopsidae. The coding region runs from base 136 to 510 and encodes 124 amino acids. Gene Ontology annotation, cellular component: endoplasmic reticulum membrane; Golgi apparatus. Gene Ontology annotation, biological process: calcium ion transport; endoplasmic reticulum calcium ion homeostasis.